UAGAGGGUGGGUAUGGGGCCAGAGAGGAGUACGCCUUGCAGGAAAGUAGACUGGAAGUGUCCACUCAAAGCUAUUGCUGGUACAAGGGCAGCCACUUCGUUCACUCAAGGCCGGUUUAGAGCGGUUGCUACCUGCUGGGGGGCCCCACCCUGGUAUGUGCCUCUCCCCACCUUUUCCCCUGAAGCCAAAAGCUUGUGAGCAGGGGGAGGGUGGGCCUGGAAAGGCUCUGUGCAAAUUGUAGCUGGGAGCCUCUGGGCAAAAGCUGAGCGAAAGGGAGAGGCGGCUGGCCUAAAAUUUAGGUGGGCGGGAAGAGCCUGUGACGGAGCUGUGACCGCUGCACAGGCCAGAGACCCGGGAGUCCUCCUCACCCCAGGGUUGGGGGCCGAACCUGCUGAGCCGGGCCGCCCCCUCUCCACACCCACUCCCAGCACCUGGCCCGACCUAUCGGCUGGCGGCUACGCCUCCUUUACCUUACAGUCUUGCCUCCGGUCGCACCCUGCGCGGGCCCAGUACUCGGCCGUCAGCGGGAACUGCCAGGCUCUGGAGGGCGCCCCGGAAACCAUGGAAGUCCUCGUCCUAGCCGGAUACCGCGCGCAGAAGGAGGACGAGCUGAGUCUGGCGCCCGGGGAUGUGGUCCGGCAGGUGCGCUGGGUGCCCGCGCGGGGCUGGCUUCGCGGAGAACUUGGGGGCCGCUAUGGCCUCUUCCCCGAGCGCCUGGUGCAGGAGAUCCCAGACACCCUGCGGGGCUUCGGAGAGGCGCGGAGGCCGCGCUGUGCGCGCCGCCGAGGUCAUCCUGCCAAACACCCAUGGCCCCAAAGAUGGUGCAAAGUGAACUUCAACUACAGCCCAGAGCAGGCGGACGAGCUGAAGCUGCAAGUUGGGGAGAUCGUGGAAAUGAUAAAGGAGAUUGAGGACGGCUGGUGGCUGGGAAAGAAGAACGGGCAGCUGGGAGCCUUCCCAUCCAACUUUGUGGAAUUGCUGGACAGUGGGCCCCCAAGCCUUGGUAACCCAGACAUGCCUUUAGUCAGCCCUGGUCCCCAGCAGCCUCCCAAGCUGAGCAGCCUGGCCUGUGACAGCCCUCCAGACUACCUGCAGACAGUCUCCCACCCUGAGGCCUACAGGGUCCUGUUUGACUACCAGCCUGAGGCCCCAGACGAGUUGGCGCUGCGGAGGGGAGACGUGGUGAAAGUACUCAGCAAGACCACAGAGGAUAAGGGCUGGUGGGAAGGAGAGUGUCAAGGACGAAGAGGAGUUUUUCCAGACAACUUCGUACUCCCACCACCCCCAAUCAAGAAGCUGGUCCCACGGAAAGUGGUAUCUCGGGAAUCAGCUCCUAUUAAGGAACCAAAAAAGUUGAUGCCCAGAACAUCCCUCCCCACAGUCAAGAAGCUAGCGACAGCCACCACUGGGCCCAGCAAAGCCAAGACAUCUCGGACACCCAGCAGGGACAGUCAGAAGCUCACCUCCCAAGACUCAGGCCCCAAUGGUGGCUUCCAAAGUGGGGGUUCGUGUCACCCUGGCCGAAAGCGAUCCAAAACCCAGACUCCCCAGCAACGCUCUGUGUCCAGUCAGGAGGAAGAGCACAGCAGCCCGGCAAAGGCCCCCUCUGUGAAGAGAACCCCCAUGCUGGACAAGACUGCCAACCCAGAGAGGCCCCCAGCUCCAGAGAACACCCCCAGCUCCAAGAAGAUCCCGGCUCCUGACAAAGUCCCCUCCCCACAGAAGACCCUCACUCUAGGGGACAAGCCCUCUGUCCCAGGGAACUCCACCUCAGGGAAGAUCCCAGCUCCUGACAAAGUCCCCACCCCAGAGAAGAUGGUGACUCCGGAGGACAAGGCCUCUAUCCCAGGGAACUCCACGAUCCCAGAGGAGACCCUGACUGUGGACAAACCCUCCACUCCAGAGAGGGUCAUUUCAGUGGAAGAGGCCCCUGCCCUAGAAGUCCCACGUAUGGAUAAAGUCCCUGAUCCAAAGAUGGCCCCUCUGGGGGAUGAGGCCCCCACCCUAGAAAAGGUCUUGACCCCAGAGCUUUCUGAAGAAGAGGUGUCCACCAGAGAUGACAUUCAAUUCCAUCACUUCUCUUCGGAGGAAGCCCUGCAGAAGGUCAAGUACUUUGUAGCCAAAGAGGAUCCAUCAUCCCAGGAGGAGGCCCACACGCCAGAGGCACCUCCACCCCAGCCUCCUUCCUCAGAGAGGUGCCUGGGAGAGAUGAAAUGUCCCCCAGUUAGAGGGGACAGCUCCCCACGCCAGGCUGCGUUGAAGUCUGGGCCAGCGUCCAGGCCUGCCCUUGAGAAGCCCCACCCCCACGAAGAGGCUACAACCCUUCUAGAGGAGGCACCUUCCAAAGACGAGAGGACCCCUGAAGAGGAGGCGCCCCCCAACGAGGAGAGGCCUCUGAGAGAGGAGGUGCUCCCCAAAGAGGGUGUGGCUUCCAAAGAGGAGGUGACCCCGAAAGAGGAAUUACCCCCUAAAGAGGAAGUGGCUCCAAAAGAGGAGGUGCCCCCUAUAGAAAGAGCCUUUGCCCAAAAAACACGUCCUAUCCAGCCGCCUCCAAACUCCCAAGAGACGCUCACGCUCCCCUCCCUGGUCCCGCAAAACUACACGGAAAACAAGAAUGAGGGAGUCGAUGUAACGUCGCUGAGGGGCGAAGUGGAGUCUCUAAGGAGGGCGCUGGAGCUGAUGGGGGUGCAGCUGGAGAGGAAGCUGACCGACAUCUGGGAGGAGCUGAAGAGCGAGAAGGAGCAGCGCCGGCGGCUGGAGGUCCAGGUGAUGCAGGGGACCCAGAAGUCCCAGACCCCGCGUAUCAUCCACACGCAGACGCAGACCUACUGAGGGUGGGCCUGGGAAGGGACUGCGGCCCGACCUGGCUGGGGCCACCCACGUCCUUGCACACGACUUUGGGAAACGGGAGAAAGUAAACGCUGCCUAGCACGGCG
Nomascus leucogenys (northern white-cheeked gibbon) is the source of this 2936-nucleotide messenger RNA. It is a transcript of the gene MNMIP1, whose product is annotated as manchette microtubule inner protein 1. NCBI's taxonomy places the organism in Eukaryota, Metazoa, Chordata, Mammalia, Primates, Hylobatidae. Gene Ontology annotation, molecular function: protein binding. The record is from RefSeq and is a predicted model, not a curated record.